AUGAUCACGGUGUUUGCGAGACCGGUCCAAUGCGUCGUCAAUAUCCGACUCCCUGGUUCGAUUCGAGCCCCUUUCCGCGCUUAUAGACAGGCCGCAGCUGCAGCAGCUGCAGCUACUGUACUGGAACGACUUCCGCCUGUUUUCCCCAUGUCGAUAUCGCCUUCAGCUGUUCCUGGACUCGCCAAAGUGCCGGUACCACGUCCAUCUGCGAGCCUGGUCAUUGUCAACCACCGGAACGAGGUUUUGUUGGUUCAGCGGAACCCCAAGGCGACGGCGUUUGGUGGAUUCCAUGUGUUCCCUGGAGGGAAUUACGACCAGAAGCAGGACAAAUCGCUCGCCAUAACCGCCAUUCGCGAGACGUUUGAGGAGUCGGGGUUGUUGCUCGCUUCACCGUCCUCGGGCAACUCUACAGUGCCCGAAUCUGUCCUCGAUGAAGCACGUUUCGCCAUCCAUCAGCAGCGAAAGCUGUUUGAGGAUUUCUUGUCGGAGAACAGCCUCACACCUGACAUUGGCUCGCUAUUACCUUUCACUAAAUGGAUAACCCCUGUUGGACCUCCGAAGCGUUUCGAAACGCAGUUUUUCGUCACGUUCCUGCCGUCGGCAUCGGUUUCUGGCUUCUCGUCUGGAGAGAAGAAAGAGAGGCUGCCUACUCCUGAUGGUGGUCAAGAAGUGAUCGCAGCACGAUUCGUCCAUCCUUCCGAGGCUAUCGCGGAUUCGAAAGCUGGAAAGAUCAACUUUAUGCCUCCGCAGUUUUAUAUCCUUUCGACGCUGUCGGAUAUUCUGAAGGGGAACGAGAAUACGGCUGAGCAACGCGCACAAGUGCAGGCGCUUUCGAGCAGUCCGUUUGGUGCGCUGACGAUUAACCCGGUGGCGGUGGGCAAGGAUGAGAAGGGGCGAACUAUUCUCGGUUACGAGGGCGAUGAAAGUCGGGGUGGGGUGAAGGGUCGUCUGCACCGGGCAUAUCUGAAGAUGCCAAAGGGGGCUGCUCAGGAGAUUACCUUGGUCAGAAACUUUGACAUAUUCAGGGAUAUCGACCCAAGUUUCUCCACUCCACUGCCGAUUCCCCGGCUGUAA
Messenger RNA from Coprinopsis cinerea okayama7#130, 1074 nucleotides. RefSeq lists its product as hypothetical. NCBI's taxonomy places the organism in Eukaryota, Fungi, Basidiomycota, Agaricomycetes, Agaricales, Psathyrellaceae. Gene Ontology annotation, cellular component: mitochondrion. The record is from RefSeq and is a predicted model, not a curated record. Bases 1 to 1074 code for a protein of 357 amino acids. The transcript is spliced from 5 exons. Gene Ontology annotation, molecular function: hydrolase activity, acting on acid anhydrides, in phosphorus-containing anhydrides.